Drosophila bipectinata is the source of this 4094-nucleotide messenger RNA. RefSeq names its product Centromeric protein-C (gene Cenp-C). The record is from RefSeq and is a predicted model, not a curated record. NCBI's taxonomy places the organism in Eukaryota, Metazoa, Arthropoda, Insecta, Diptera, Drosophilidae.
UAAAUUUAAGCGAAUGCCGCCGCGUAAGAUCCAGCGUCUGUAGCUGGCGUCAUGUUUUGAUAAAUACAAAUAACUAUACUAAUUUCGGGACAAAUUGUGUGGUGCUAGUGAUAUUAUGUAAAUUUAUAAAUAUGUCGGCUACAGAGGCAAAUGAACGUACAUUGGAGCUGGAAGACUUCCUUAGCCAAAAAGACAUUGAUACCGAUCGCUUGGCGGCCUUUUUGCAGCGUAAAGCUACUGAGAAGCCUCAAAGCAACCGUCUUUUUGGGAACUUUACCUUUGAUGUAGACUUUGAAGUCCCUCUGAUCAGGAAUCCAUCAAAAGAUUCCGCGGCGGACCCUAACCCACCGGAAACUGCUUCCAAUGAGAAUGAUCCCCCACCCCAGGCUAACAAUGCAUCCCCAUCCCCUACUUCGGAAAAAGCUACAACUUCAAAUCAUAUAGCGCCUGUUCAAAAGGUUCCUACUCCUCCACCUACUUCGCCUCCUCCCAUUAUUUCACCAACUCAUCGACGUUCCGUAAGGCGCAGUGGAAAUGUCCCUGGUUCGGACAAGCUACGCCGCCAUGCUAUCCGUCGGCGAUCACAGAGUUGUGGGCGCCAACUACUAAAGGAGUUUGAGGAGUCGUGCAAAAGUCCGACUUCCUUUGUUCCUGGCACAUGCAGUACUCCUCACUCAAGUCAACUAUUGGCAUCACAGCCGACAAGCCAGCCGAUCGAGGAAAACGCAGCGCCUCCACCGGCUGAAAACGGGGUUACUUUUAAUAAAUCUCAACCGGACCAACCUAAAACCGUUGAAGCACAGCCAGAGGCCGAAAAAAGUCGUGGGAGUUUGCGUGUGCGCACUGAUCUUGCCGCUGAAAUUGCUGAACUCUGUGAGGAGCGUCUGAAUUCUUUCAAAGAAUCUAUAUUGCAGCUAGACAGCAUUGGAAGACCACCUAAAAGUCGGCCAACAACACCAACGUCGCCGUCUGUGACGAGCAGACAACGUACCUAUACCAUCGAAAAAGGACCAGUUCCUGGACAACUGCUUCUGUCUCCUUCCCAUCGCAGUGAAUUGCCACUGAAGCAAUUAUCCGUAAAUUUAAAGCGUAUUGACUCUCAAACUCGCGUUGCUCGUACGCCAUCGCGAUCCAGCUUUCACGCUGGUGUGGAAUCAGAGCCACAAGCUGAGAUUGUUGGGUCUCAAAAUAGUGUUCCUGAUACUCCACCGCGAUCUAGCUUCAACGCUGGUGUGCAAUCGCAACCAGAACCUGAGUUUGUGGUGCCUGAAACUCAACCAAACAAUACAAUUCCACAAAUAAGGGAAGAUUUGGCCGCUGUUAUGACCGAAGACGAAAGUGACGACGAUGAUAGCACAAAAGCUUUGAAUCUAGCACCAAAAGGCGGCAAUACCACCAGGAGAACUCAUUUGAAGGAAAAGAAUGCAAUGCUAGCUAAAACAAAAGAAAACUCUGUCCAACUUCUUGACCUCCAUCGGUCUGUGAAAAAAUCCAAAAAGAUAGAACCGGUCGGUGGGAAGCCUCGAAUGACAUCCGUGCCGUUGAACAAGCCUCCAAGUGUUCCUAUAAAUGGUGAGCAGUUUGCAGAGGAACUGGCACGUAUGAGCAACUAUGAGAUCCUAGAUCUGCGCAAGCGUAACUCAAUGGGCAAGGUGUACCCAGUAAAUGGACAUAGUAACCAAAAUACGGAACAACAAAAAAUCUUGGAGAAAAAUAUAGAAUGGGAGCUAUUGCGACGAAAUCUUCGCAACGAUGCUGGCGCACUUCCUGGAUCGUCAUCCAGCGACUCGGCAGACAAUGAAGAAUCUUUGCCUGCCCGACGCGUAAUGACCCGAAAUCGAAAGCAGAUAAAAGCCAAAAGAUCAACUUCUCGGCGUAGGGAUAAGCCAAUGUCGGGAGAGCUAAUCAAUUAUAUGAACCUCACUAAGGCAAGGGAGAGUCGCAGAAAAUCAUCGAUAAGUACUUCAAAACGCACCUUAUACACAAAAGGCGACUCCCAGUGUGAAGACUCCGACACAUCGGCGUCUCCCAAAAAGCAACAGAGGUUAAGCCAAACAGUUGGAAAUAUUUCCAUCGUUCCUCCACCGCCUGGUUAUUUGCGCCACUCGCAAUCCAUUGUGGAACAACGGUCUGUGAGAAGUUCUUUGAUCGAAAAUGAUGUGUAUCCAGCGCCAAGGGACUUCGAAGACUCGUCAAGGCGCACAAUUUUUUCACAACAGAAUACUUUACGAAUUGCUUCGCCUCCUCCGGAGUACGUUGAUACUACUUCUCACAACAUCUCGGUUGGGUCAAAAAGGACUAAAAGGGUUACGAAUUCGCUACUUCAGGAGUUUGAAAAGGAUUCGGGUCACAGAGAUGUAUGCGAGGAAACAGCGGAAGCAAAUGUGACUGAAAUUAUGGAAGGUAUUCCACCGCCUCCGGAGUACAUUCCACCUCCUUCUGAGUACAAUGAAACGAAUGCUGAUACCGAAAGGCCUACCCGCGAUCGUUCAAAGUCAGCGAAUAAGAGUAACGCUAACAAUAUGUCUAAUACCAAAAGUAAUCGUACAAAGAUGAAGACUUCGAAUUCACGAAUAUCUGUAGAUCAUGACAUGGAGGAGCCAGUUUCCAGUAAUUCAAAUACUCAUGUCAGUUCUUCAGUUGUGAGGGAUGAUUGUUUGAAUGAACAAUCUGACAAUAUGGAAGCUCUUCGAAUGUGUACGCCAACACCUCCAAACGUUCAAGAGACGAGUUCUGCGCACAGUACAAAUAGAGAACGACCACAGCCUUCGAUUGAGCUUGACGAUGGGCCCAGCACAAGCAAUGCGGCACGGCAAGCACUUGAGAAAAGCACGGUGGCAUCAAAAAAAAACGCUGAGAACGCAGCUUCUAAUGAUGAUGUGUUUAAAAAACCACUUGCGCCGGCUCCAAAAGCCAAGUCAAGGCAAAAAUGUAAAAACGAGGUCAAGAGAUUGGCUUCCGAACUUCAUGUAACUUUGCCACCAGUGGAGCACGAUACAAGUGGUAUUCGGCGUUCAGCUCGAGGGCACGUGCCACUCCAAAAUAACUGGGUCCACAGUAAUAUAGACCUUAAGGCUCUAGGGUUCAUGAAAAAGGCUUAUGCUGUCUAUGAUAACGAAUUAAAACCGAAAAAGAAUAGGCCGAAUAAGAAAACGGCCGUGGACAAGAAGCCUUCAAAAGCCCACCCAGUGUGUAGCAGCACGCCGAGAGAUUCUGGAAAGUCGCUACCAGAUUUCUUUAACUCUCUCGGGCUUGAGGAGUUGGAGCUAACAGAAGAAGGCACAGAAAUAAAUAAAAUUCCUGAAGAAAAACCACCUGCAAAGGCUAAAAAGAGGGGGCGAAAAAAGAAGGAGCCAACGAAAGACAUCCCCCAGACAGUAGAAACUCAUAAGGAUCCAGAGGAGGUAAAUACCUGCGUUAGCGAUGUUGACAUUCCCUCUGAAUCUGCAAAGGAAAAGGAACCGGUAACUCGGGAUGUUACUGCCAGCAGUACGCAAACCUCAGCAAGCAUAAAUAUGGAUGAGCAAAUGGAGGCUUCGAUGAAGUGGACCAACUGGCUUCGUGGAGCAAGUGACUAUGAACCCGGUAGUUCAAAUGCAUUCGGAGACACUGCAAAUCGAGCAAGCGAUUUGGCGUUUACAGAUAUUGAUGGAAUCGAUUAUGCUUUUUACGAUACAAAAGAGAAGGCCACAAUAGGAUAUAUGCGUUUCAAACCGUACCAGACUCGUAACAAAAAGCGAGCCAAGAUGUGUGACAUGAAAUUGAUAGUUCAGGUUGGCGAAUUUGCAAUCCAGAUCGUAUCGAAGGAAUUUGGGGAAAAGCACAAUAUCCUACGCGUCGGGGACAUGAUUGAAGUAGAUGGGGGUAGCCUAUAUAGUAUUCAAAAUACAUUAAACGACAUCAGUGUUCUUUUGGUUAUAAGAUGCCCUUUAACUUCAUCUUAAAUUUGUAAUGAUAGUUUUCGUAUUGUAUAUGGUUAUAAGAUGGUCAUCAACUUCUUGAUGACAUCUUGAUGAACUUCUGUAAUGAUAGUUUUGCAAUUCUUGAAUAGUUACAUAUUGUAUAACCAUUUUGAAUCACUGCAAGCGUAAUUA